Penicillium subrubescens is the source of this 1263-nucleotide messenger RNA. RefSeq names its product serine/threonine-protein phosphatase 2A activator. Gene Ontology annotation, molecular function: protein tyrosine phosphatase activator activity; peptidyl-prolyl cis-trans isomerase activity. Bases 1 to 1263 code for a protein of 420 amino acids. The record is from RefSeq and is a predicted model, not a curated record. The transcript has a single exon. Gene Ontology annotation, cellular component: protein phosphatase type 2A complex; nucleus; cytoplasm. Lineage: Eukaryota; Fungi; Ascomycota; Eurotiomycetes; Eurotiales; Aspergillaceae. Gene Ontology annotation, biological process: mitotic spindle organization.
AUGACCACCUCACUACCGCCACAAGCUGGCCAGUUGGACCUGUCUAAGAAGUUAUUCCAGCUACGAUCAAGCAAUAAUCGCCGAUCCCAAUCCAACUCUUCCCGAGACCCAACCCCGAUCACCCCUCCUUUACCUUCGCCACCCAACCUUUCCACCCACCAAUACUCCCACCCCGUUCGCCGCAUCCUAUCACCGAAAGACCAUGAGCUCUUCUUGACAUCUCCCACAUACAAACUAGUACUCGCCUUUAUUUUUGGUCUAUCCGAUUCUAUCCGUGGCCGGGCCAUCACCGAUCUACAAAACAAGUCGGAGUCCGAUCACAUCUCCAAAAUCGCCUCCAUUGUAGGGAGGCUACAAUCGCUGCUAGAGAAGCACCCAGCACUUGAUCAAGGUGGCUCUCGAUUCGGAAAUCCCGCGUUCAGGGCUUUCUUCGACGACGUGGCUACACAGAGCGCAUCAUGGCACACCGAGGUCCUGGGGUUGACGGACCCUGCAGCAAUCGACGAGGCGUCCACAUACCUGGUCCAGUCAUUGGGUUCGCGAGAUCGACUUGAUUACGGAUCAGGCCACGAGUUGAACUUUAUGAUGUGGCUGUUGGAACUUUACCAGUUAGGCUUGCUUUCGAAGACUGAAUUCCCCGCCGUGGUGUUCAAGGUCUACAUGCAGUACCUGCAUCUCAUGCGUGACAUUCAAUCCACAUACUACCUCGAGCCUGCAGGGUCACAUGGUGUCUGGGGUCUGGAUGACUAUCACUUCCUCCCUUUCCUCUUCGGAGCUAGCCAGCUGGUAGACCAUCCCUACAUCACACCGCUUGGUAUUCACAACACGGCCAUGUUGGAUGAGGAAGGCAACAAGUACAUCUAUCUGGAUCAGAUCCGGUGGGUGGACAGCGUCAAGACAGUCAAGGGUCUGCGCUGGCACAGCCCCAUGCUGGAUGAUAUCUCCGGUGCCAAGAAUUGGUUCAAGGUAGAGAGCGGCAUGAAGAAGAUGUUUGUCAAGGAGGUUCUCGGCAAGCUCCCCAUCAUGCAGCACUUCCUCUUCGGAAGCUUGUUACCUGCUGCCGAGGGGAUGGGUGAGCUCUCUGAGGGUGGUGAUGAGCAUGAUCAUGAAGAUGGCCAAUGUCAUGACCACCCUCAUGGCCACACGACUACCGAUUACUUUGGUGACUGCUGUGGUAUCAAGGUCCCCAGUACGAUUGCCGCCGGCGCGGAAAUGCGCAAGCGGAUGGGUGGGUCUAACCUGCGUCCGAUUCCCUUCGACUAA